Molecule: messenger RNA, 1821 nt
Organism: Spodoptera frugiperda (fall armyworm)
Lineage: Eukaryota; Metazoa; Arthropoda; Insecta; Lepidoptera; Noctuidae
Gene: corto
Exons: 1
Coding region: 387-1007 (206 amino acids)
Source: RefSeq, a predicted model, not a curated record
AUCUGUCGAUGAAAUUUCGUGGUCGUCGCGUCGGCGGGCAGCCAGCGCACAUCCCGCGCCGCGCCGCACCCCCUUGACUCCCGGCGACGUCGCUAGCCCGCGGCCGCUCCACGCUUACAUCCGACCGCCAUAGCUAGCGCUAGUACAGCGAGCGAGUCCCGGGGCCGCGGGGGGCAGGCCAGGAUGAACGGCCCCCCGUCGGCGGCGUCGCGGGGGGCGCGCGAGUGACGGGGGCGCGCGCGGUCGGCGCAGGCGCGCGGGGCCCCGCGCUAGUCUCGCGGCCGUCGCCAAACUGCGCGCACGUGAGCGCGUUGCGUUCAGCCUCAACAAUCAGCUGAUCGGCGCGCGCCCCGCGGCGCACAUGCCGUGAGGUUGCGUCCGCCGUCAUGACGGGCUACGCCCGCGGGGAGGCUGAUUUUGCCGCCGCUGACCGUUUUCGCCGGGAUGCACGGCCUGCCUCGCUCGCCCCCAAGGACUACUCGGUGCCUUUACACGUAGACUGCAGUAUCGAAUACGAGCUUCCCGACUGUGCCAAGCCGCCGCAGGGCGUCAAGAUCGAGCCUCUGCUCAUGAUCCACCCUUCACAUUUCCGAAGGCUCGAAAGCUUGCGGCGUGUGCCGUUCGUGAACAACUUGCCGCGAGGAGAUGCGGCCGCGGCCGCCGCCGUGACCCCGAGCAGCCGCGCGCGGGUGCCCCGCCAGGCCCGGCGCUGCUGCCGGGCGGCGCCCGCUCCGCCCGCGCCCCCGCCGCAGCCGGUGCCAGCAGCGGCGGCCCGCGCUCGCGCUCCCGCCGAGGAGCCGGCGCAUCCCUUGGCGUGCUACCGGUUCGAGUCGUACGCAGCGGACGGCGCGGGCGGCAAGCUGGCGGCCCGCGCGCGGCUCAAGCCGCACCCCUACCUGCCGCCGGAGGCGCUGGACUGUGAUAUAGCGCGCGCGCUGCCGCCCGCCGCCGCGCACUACGACCGCUUCGACAAGCGAGCGCUGCAGCAGCUGCCAAUCUACAUGUAGCCGAGCGGUGCCGGAGCGGGCCCCGGUCUCUGUGAUGUUUCGUUGUAAUUAGUUAGUGAUAAGUGGCGGCGACCGUGCCGACGUGGCCCCGGGCCGCGGCCGGCACGCUCGUCUGUGUUCGGGCGGCUCUCGCCCUCGCGUCGACUCGUUCGCGAACGAACCUAAUACCAAAUAGUACCUAUGUAUGUUGAUAUUGUUUAAACGUUGAUUUAUGUGUUGUUGUACCGGACGAUUAUGAUGUGUUGUUUCGCCGAGGACCCGAACGAUUCGUGUUAUUGUUUCGCUCGAUCCCGACCGAGCGCUCCGGCCGUGGCUCCGGCCAGGCUGGUCGCUCGACGGAGCGUCGCCGACGCUAGUGCAUACCCACCAACGAAAAUAUUUAUUCGCAAACGCAGUAACCGACGCUUCAACAUUUAUUAUUGUACCGUCGCCGACUCCUUGCGUUUUUCUGUAUAAGAUAUCAUAUCGAUAAUUAUAUGUUCAAAAAUUGUAUAAUAAUAAAUAUGUACCUAUAGAGUAAAAAAAUGAAAGUGAGAAAAAUAUGAAUAAUAAAACUAGACAUAGUUAUGUUUUGGAAUAGGUGAUGAGUUCUAGAGCAGUCCCGGACGGUAAUUAGAAUCGUACCUCUAAUCUCAUUUUGUAAGCGGUUAUGUUUGUUAAAAUUAUAUAUAAAGAGUCCUCUGAUGAAUAGUCUGAUUAACGAAUAUUCGGCAUGUAAAAGUCUUUAUAAAACGCUUACUUAGCAUAUCAUAGUAUUAUAUUGUGUCAUAGUCCAAUGCCAAAAAUAUAACUAUCUUUUUAAAAAAAUCCCUAA